AUGGAAGAAACCAAAUGGAUGAUAGUGAUACCCACUUCACUCUUCCUCCUAACUUUCCUCAUCCUUUUGAAACUAACUCAAAGGAAACAAUCCAACCACAAAAACCUCCCUCCAUCUCCACCAUCUUUACCACUCAUAGGCCAUCUCCACCUCAUCAAACAACCCUUACAACGAUGUCUCCACAGCCUCACAGAUACCUACGGCCAUGUCUUCUUCCUCCAAUUUGGAGCACGCAACGUCCUCGUCGUCUCUUCACCAUCCGCAGUAGAAGAAUGUUUGUCAAAUAACGACAUAACAUUCGCAAAUCGCUCCGUAACACUUGCCGGAAAAUAUCUCAACUACAAUAAUACAACAGUAGCGAUGUCCUCUUAUGGUGAACUUUGGCGCAAACUGCGUCGUUUAACAACUAUGGAGCUUUUCUCUACCAAUCGUGUUGCGAUGUUUGUGAAAGUUCGAGAAGAAGAGGUGAAAUUGUUGAUUAAGCAAAUAUUUGAAGGGUGCAAAGGAGAAACAAUGUCAAAGGUUGACCUCAAAACAAAAACUUUGGAGGUUUCUUUCAACACCAUGCUGAGAGUGAUAUCGGGGAAACGAUACUAUGGUGAAGAUGACGAUGUUGCCUUAGAAGGAAAAGAGUUUCAAGUUUUAAUAAAUGAAUAUAUAGAGCUUCUUGGAAGUGGAAAUUUGAAUGAUUAUUUUCCAAUACUGAAAUGGAUUGAUUUUCAAGGGAUGAAAAAGAAGAUGGUGAAGGUGAUGAAAAAGAUGGAUAGUUUUCUUCAGAAGCUAGUUGAUGAGAAACGGAGAAAUUGGAGCAACGACCAAAAAAAUAUGACGUUGAUUGAUGUUAUGUUAGACUUGCAACAAAAGGAACCGGAAUUCUACACGGAAGAAAUUGUGAAAGGUGUUAUUCUGAUUAUGCUUGUAGCUGGCUCUGAAACUUCAGCUAGAACCAUGGAAUGGGCAUUUUCACUUCUCCUCAACCAUCCAGAAAAAAUGAACAAGGUUAGAGAAGAGAUAAACACUUGUAUACAUCAAGAUCAUCUUAUGAAUGAAUCAGAAGCUUCAAAACUAAAAUACUUACAGAAUGUAAUUACGGAGACACUUCGGUUAUACCCCGUGACUCCAUUAUUGAUACCACACGAGUCCUCAAAUGAUUGCAAUGUUUGUGGUUUUGAUAUACCAAAAGGGACGAUUCUUCUUGUGAAUCUUUGGACCUUACAUAGGGACCCUAACUUAUGGGUGGACCCAACAAAGUUUGUGCCGGAAAGAUUUGAAGAAAGGGAGUUAGACAGUGAGGCUUAUUAUAAUAUGAUUCCAUUUGGUGCUGGAAGGAGAGCUUGUCCUGGAUCUGUUUUAGCAAAACGUUUUAUGGCAAAUGCAAUGGCGUCUUUGAUUCAAUGUUUUGAAUGGGAGAGGAUUGGGAAUGAAGAACUUGACAUGACUGAGGGAAUAGGUAUUACAAUGCCUAAAUUUGAACCUUUGGUUGCUUUAUGCAGGCCACGCCAAGAUAUGAUAAAAGUUCUCUCAAAUAUAUAA
Lathyrus sativus (Indian pea) is the source of this 1533-nucleotide messenger RNA. The record is from the annotation of a GenBank genome assembly. Lineage: Eukaryota; Viridiplantae; Streptophyta; Magnoliopsida; Fabales; Fabaceae.